Messenger RNA from Etheostoma spectabile (orangethroat darter), 1514 nucleotides. It is a transcript of the gene samtor, whose product is annotated as S-adenosylmethionine sensor upstream of mTORC1. Gene Ontology annotation, biological process: negative regulation of TORC1 signaling. Bases 110 to 1288 code for a protein of 392 amino acids. The transcript has 5 exons. NCBI's taxonomy places the organism in Eukaryota, Metazoa, Chordata, Actinopteri, Perciformes, Percidae. The record is from RefSeq and is a predicted model, not a curated record.
GUGAGCCAAUCAGCUUGCGUUUUGUUGGCCGGUGGAGCUGCUCGCCGGUCCGUUUGCUUCUGGGAAAAGGGGAACCAACUGGCUAGGGCAGCAUCGGCGGUGCGGUGCUAUGGACCUCAGGGACAAUGUCGAGACUGGGGAGACGGAAAACCACACAGAGCUGUUCUACGUGCCGAUUCCAGACGAAGCACCGUGCAAGAGGGAGCAGGAGAAGCUGUCAGGGGUCGUCAAAAACGUUCACAGAAAACUGCGGAGGAAAUACAGAGAGGUGGGCGACUUUGACAAGAUCUGGCGUGAGCACUGUGAAGAUGAGCAGACGCUGAGUGAGUACGCCCUCGCCAUGAAAAAUCUUGCCGACAACCACUGGACCAAAAACUGCGAAGGAGAGGGACGCAUUGAAUGGUGUCGCAGUGUCUGUCAAGAAUAUUUUUUGGAUGGCGGGAUAAAAAGAAUGUUAGAAAAGGAUGAGAAAAGUGCGAUGCUUGCCAUGGGUCUGGCUGCAGCAUCUGUAAGUGCCCAACCAUACAGCACCAUCCCCAGUUCUAUCUCUCAGCUGGGGAAAAUGCGCCUUCUUGACGUGGGAAGCUGCUUCAACCCUUUCUUGAAGUUUGAUGAAUUCCUUACAGUUGGUAUUGACAUAGUGCCUGCAGUUGAGAGUGUGUACAAGUGUGACUUCCUCAACCUUCAGCUCCAGCAGCCUCUUCAGCUGGCCAGUGACGCUGUAGAGGCCUUUCUCCGCCAGCUCCACAACCCCAUCGACACACUGCCUGCCCAGCUUUUCCACGUGGUGGUCUUUUCACUGCUCUUGUCCUACUUCCCCUCACCUUACCAGCGCUGGAUCUGCUGUAAGAAGGCCCAUGAGCUGCUGGAGCUGCAUGGCCUGCUGCUCAUCAUCACUCCCGACUCCUCCCACCAGAACCGCCAUGCCCUGAUGAUGCGCAGCUGGCGCGUCGCGGUGGAGUCCCUGGGUUUCAAGCGCUACAAAUACAUCAAGUAUUCCCACAUGCAUCUCAUCGCCUUCCGCAAGGUGUGUCUGGCCACCACCAGCGACCUGGUGUCACGCAACUACCCAGAGAUGCUCUACAUCCCUCAGGACUUUCACUCCAAUGAGGAGGAAGAGUGUGCCGACGUGCCCGUGCAGGUGCGCUCCGACUUUGAGGAUGACCAGAUGGCUUGGGGCUUCACAGAGCUACCUGACACGCCCUAUGAUUCAGAUUCUGGGGAGAGCCAGAGCAGCUCGGUGCCUGGCUUCCAUGAGCUAGAAGACCCCAUCCUUCUUCAGAGCUAGGCUAAACUAGCUAAGCUACACCCUUCCCCCUUCUCCUUUUCUAUUGUGUCACCUCCCCUUCAACUGCUGCGCUGACAAAUUUAACCUGCUGCAUUCUUCUCCCACAUCUCCUCCCUCUCCUCAAAACAAUGCAGUUUGCACAGUGUGAAAGAGAGAAGUUUACAGAUUAUAUUCUCGUAGCCAAACUCCUCUGAGAGUAUACACACACACACACACACACACACAC